UAUUGUGCAAAGAGAAGAGAAGAGAUGUAAACUAAGGAAGGAGGUUUAAGUGUUCUUCUUUGUAAUUGUGAAGAGCUGGUGUUUUACGAGUGUUUUCUGUAUCUUGUUUACUCGUGUCCGAACAAUGCAUAAACCCAUAACACUCUGUCUCGUAAGUGACAGGCAUUGGUCAUAAGAGUGCUGAGAGAACGAAGUAGACUGUUACCUGUAAAACAAAAACUCAUCGUUCGGUUUUUUUGUGGGGGAAAGUCUUUGUUGGCAAUGAUCAAAUAUCUAACCCAUAAACUACGAACACAAUCACUGACUGAAAGCGAUCAUUUUCAAUCAAAGCCACAAGAAGACAAUGACAGAGACUCCGGCACGGAAUCUGACGACGAAGGAGCUGAAGUCAAAGAACUUCAAAAAUAUAUGGAAAACGGAAUACAUCACGAGGUAAAGAGGGAUAGACAUCGAGUCGUGAGAAGUCCUCCGGCAGAUACUGAUGAGCCUGGAGACACUAGUAGUGAGGGAAGGCAGCAGCUAUCUCGAGCCUCCAAGACUGACGUGGAUAGCCCCUUACCAGAGUCGAUUCUAGACUCUGCCCUCCCCAGUGACAGUGACCAUAACUUUGAUCACCACAGCUCGGAGGAGGAGCUGGAAGUGAUAAACUGUACCAGUAGUCUGAUCACCAGGGGGAGAAGUAACACCUAUCCUGAGAAGAGAAAGUGGUCUCAGGCAAACUGUUGUAGCGCUGCUGAAAACUCGGGCUCAUCUGAUGAUGAGGUGCGGGACCUUAUGUGUUUCUCAGCUCCUGUGGAGUUUUGUGCUUCCCCACCUGCAAACGUACACAAGCCCAGCCAGUCUCUGUCCCCACCACCCAAAGUGUUUCAUUCAGCCGCAGCCAACAUCCCGGCUUUUGAGGUAUGUUCAGUGUCACCCCGUAACAAUUCUCCGAAGAAGAUACAUCGACAUGCUGCAACCAACAGAGUUAGAAGGGACAACGUUCAACGGCCAUGUCUAGACUUUGAGAAAAUGCAGCAGAAACUUGCCAAGAAACGAAACCUUCAGAUGGGAAAGGUAAAACAGAUGAGAUUAACGGAUUGAAAUUUUAUCUCUCCUCUCUGACUUAAACCCAAGAACAACCACAUGGUUGGAUUAUCGCAUCCUGUGGUCAGCGGUUCGUCAUUUCCGGUUCAGCAUGCUUUGUGACGUCAUUAUUUUUGUUGUGACACCGGAGAGACACCUAGUCGGAAGACUGUGAUACAUAUGACUAUUCUUGCAAUAGGUCAGCGUUUUUGUUCUGCUUGUCCUGCAAAGGGUGAAAUACCGUGGUAUCUGUAUUUAACGUGUUGCUUGGUUAUGUAAAAUAAAAAAAAAUCUUUAGUAGAAAUAUUUGCUUAACCGAUUGAAGCGUUAUAAUGAUGAUAACGUUCUGACUUCGUGCUCUUGAGCUUCUCUGGUUGGAGGUGUGGACUCUUGAAGUUUUGUCGUCCCAGCUAGCCUAGCUGAUUUUAUUGGCCAAGUUUGUCUGAUAACUCUUUGUUAUUUUCUGAAACAAUCUAGAUAUUUUGGUAGCUAUGUAGAACUUUCAUUGUUGUUACUACAUUUUAUAGUCGUCUUUUUUGGUAUAUAUUAUUGUGGAUAAAAAGAUAAACACACAAAAAAAAUACCUAAGUAGUAUAGGAAUAUUUCGAAAGUGUUGUCAAAUAUAUAUAUUGAUAUAUAUAUAUAUAUGGAUAUUUUUAUGCCAGUGCGGUUCACUGAACAUCUGUUUCUGAUCUUGAUGUUGUUCAAAUUUAUUUUGUAAAAAUGACCCUUACUAUGUGAUGUGCUGUUUGUCACACCACAUUUUAUUAGUUUUUGUUUUUAUGAUGAAAUAAUAAAAAGCAUUUCCGAAACCUUAACAGGAGAUAUGAAAACAAUUUACAUAGAUAACAAAUUACAUGAAAUAUUAUGUCAGUGGUGAUUUACUUAUUUUUUACGGCGAAUAAAUGAAUGAAAAACAGGAGAAUAGUUUUUUAUGUUUAAGUUUCCCAUUUCUUGAGUCCUGUAAUUUAUGUUAAGCUUCAAAGAUACGGUGGUUUCUCGCACAUAAUAUUUUGAAACCGUUAUCUUACAUUUACGGACUUUUAAAUGAACAAAUUAAACGUGUUUUUUUCUCUCUCGAUAUUUCGUGAAUUAUCUGUAAGAAUACUCAUGCUAUGGGAUAUUUUUGUUGUUUGUGCAGUUCUUUUUGAGAUUGAUAAAUCUCACAUUCGCAAUUUUUUAAAUGCAAAAAUAGUUGAAGUUUUUCAGUUUUUUUUUGUGGAUUGCGUAUAAGAACAUCGACGCUAUGGAAUAUUUCCAUUGUUUGUGCAGUUCUUUCUAAGAUUGUAAAAUUAAAGUGUAUAGGAAUAGAAAUGUUUUUCAUGAUUUCCAAGUUAAAACUUUUAACGCUAAUAAAAUGUAUAACUGUUUGACUAUCAUCUCAACAGAAACUAACUGCAGGCGGGAAGUGUUGUGAUCUUAAUUUUAGAUUUCUCAAGUUGUAUAUUCCAUAAAUAUAGAACGUUUUCCUUUAUUAUUAUUUCUAUGAUUAAUUAUGGAUUAGUUCUUAUUCUUUACUUAUACAGUUUUCCUUUUAGACAUCUUGAGGCACAAAGACACUUGACGAUUUUGAUUUCAGUCUGUGAUAUUGGUUUACUUGGUGGAAAAGAAUUCCUUACUUUUAGAGAUGUGUGGUCUAGUCGUUACUUACUUAGUGAUUUAAAGAUUGUUGUGUAAACAUGUUAUACUUGUUGAAAGGUACAAAUAUAACUUCUUAAGAAUCUCCAAACAGUUUGCGGAUUGUACAGGGAACCUUCUUACUUUUGUUUUUAACGAAAUCUGUUUUCUCUGAUCUAUAAUCCUUUCAGAUUUUUAAGUGCAUUAAAGGAUGCAGAAGGUAAUGGGUAUUUAACAUGUUUUAUUUACCCUUUAGUCAAUGUGUAAUAAAGUGAAGCAUGAAGUUAAUGUUAGGAUUGAAGUUGUUUCCAUUUUAUUUAUAAAAUAUAUACCUGAAAUAAUCCAGGACAAAUAAACUCAUAUUCAGUUCGCAAAAAUAUACUAAAUCAAUUUGACUUAACUUUAAUACGUUCACCUGAUCAUAAACACACCUAACAUCUUGCCAAUUGUGCUUAGCGUACAAACACGUGUUUAUUUUAUAGUCGUGGUAUUCAAGUGUAAUUUGCCAUAGCUUCAUGAAUAAAGAGUAUUUUGAUAUAGAUAUUGCGGUGUAAAUAUUUAGUAUUUUAUUGCUUGGUGGAAAAACAUAGUUUAUUGUAAAGUUGUUUAUAUUUUGGAAACAACCACGACAGCUCUUCAAACUUUCGAUAAUGUCAUAUAGUUUUAAGGUAAGAUUGAACUUACAAGACAUGAGAUUUGUAAGCACUUAAAGAAAGGGAUUUUUUUUACAGUUUUUAGAUAUAUAGUAGUUUAUGUGACGUACAGUUUGUAGAUUUGUCAUUAAGUGUAACUGUGUUUUAUAUAUAGUUGUGUCGAUGUUUAUAAUACUCUAAUACAAUAGAAUAGGUUGAAAAAUGUGAAUUGUGAAAUAAGUCUUUUAAUAUAUUUAUAGCCGUGUAGCCAGGCUGUGAACUUUUCCUCUUGUAUAUGGUCGUUUUAGAAUAUAUUGUUGUAUAUCAGGCUAUGUUGUAAUUUUAAAUAUUGUUGUCUAUCAGGCUAUGUUGUAAUUUUAAAUAUUGUUGGAACAUCUUUUAGUCACUUUUUAUCGCUGCAUGUCGCUAUCUUAUAAGUGUUUCCGUUCAUGUUAUUUCUUACGUAAAACGAUAUUGUAUCUUGUAAGAUCCGUGACCAUGUGCUCAACCCGAUAGCAUCUUGUAACGGAAGACACAGCUGUUCUGAUUAGUAAUGAUUAUUUGCACUUUCAUAGACGCGAGAAACUAGAUCAACGACCGUUUCACUUGUAUUAUUAUUAUUAGUAGUAGUAACAGUGUGUAAGAACGCCGUCAACUCUCUUUAGAAUAGCCCGUUAUUUCUUAAUGUUUUCUUGGGUAAGUGUGUUGAAACGAAACACAAAAAUGGUAUUAGAUGUAUUACGUUUCAAACACAUUUGGGCGGCAGACACGCGGAGGGUGGGUAAAAAUUACAUCCUCUAUUACACCUGUGAUGUGAUUUGAGGCACAUGCUUAAACAGGACCUGAUGUUUAGUAUUUUAAAAAUAACAUUGAGUGAUGUAUGAAAAGUUGCACCGUUAUUUUCCGAUCACAUUUGUUUUUUACAGCAGCCUUGGUCAUGGCAAGUUAGCUGUCCUGUGACUUACCAUGGUAACAGUUAUUUUGUGUGAAGAGAAACGUAUGCAAAAUACCUAAGCUGGCGAAACAUUGAGGUUUUUAAGCCUAACAAAAGGAAUAAGAUCGGCCUGACAGCUGAUUUUUUUCUUCUUGUCGGUCUUUCACAGGUUUUGAACUCAAGGUGCGUGAAAAUAAAUAUGUAGAGGACUAAUUAAAAACAAUAAAUAUAAAAAAUAUCUACAGUUAAUCGUGAUUUGAUCGCUUUUAUAGAUAUUUAUUAAACGAUGCUACAGGUAAGCAAUAAUUAUUUUCAAUAAUA
This is a messenger RNA of Limulus polyphemus (Atlantic horseshoe crab), 4569 nucleotides long. RefSeq lists its product as uncharacterized. The coding region runs from base 262 to 1083 and encodes 273 amino acids. NCBI's taxonomy places the organism in Eukaryota, Metazoa, Arthropoda, Merostomata, Xiphosura, Limulidae. The transcript has 5 exons. The record is from RefSeq and is a predicted model, not a curated record.